UCGUUCUACAUUUAUUCUUCUUCGUCAACCCGACCUGCUAAAUCUUAAAUCGGAUCUGUAACUUCGAUUCAUUUAAUAAAGCUUUCGUCUCUUCUUCCAUCUCAUUGAGAGGAUUCGCAAAGUUGAAUCCUUUUUUCGAUUUCUUCUUCCUCUGUUUCAUGGAAUCUGACUUCCCAAUUCGACUCUGUUUUUGCUGCUGAGUGAGUGAGAGAGAGAGAUGGCGAGAAGUAGAUCGAUUAGUGGCUCUGGGGUAUGCAAAUAUCUGAAUCCAGCGUAUUACCUUAGAAGGCCGAGACGUUUGGCUUUGCUUUUCAUUGUCUUCGUCUCUGUUUCCAUGGUGGUUUGGGAUCGUAUCAAUCUUGCCAGAGAACAUGAGGUUGAAGUUAUUAAGUUAACUGAAGAGGUUUUAAGGCUGGAACAGAUGUUAGAAGAGCUUAGAGGUGUUGGCGAUGGUAAAAACUUGAUGACUCAGAAGGAUGUUCCAGAAGAUCCAGUUGAUAUGGAGCGAAGGCAGAAAGUAAAAGAGGCAAUGAUCCAUGCUUGGAGCUCAUAUGAGAAGUAUGCAUGGGGUAAAGAUGAGCUUCAGCCUCGGACAAAAGAUGGCACUGAUAGCUUUGGUGGCCUCGGAGCAACUAUGAUAGAUUCUUUAGAUACGCUCUAUAUAAUGGGUCUAGAUGAGCAGUUUCAGAAAGCCAGAGAGUGGGUUGCUACCUCAUUGGAUUUCGACAAGGAUUAUGACGCCAGUAUGUUUGAAACAACCAUAAGAGUUGUGGGCGGACUUCUUAGUACUUAUGAUCUUUCUGGUGACAAAAUAUUCCUCGAAAAGGCUAAGGAUAUAGCAGACAGAUUAUUACCUGCAUGGAACACUCCAACGGGUAUACCUUACAAUAUUAUCAACUUGAGAAGUGGAAGUGCUCACAACCCUUCUUGGGCAGCAGGGGGAGACAGUAUUCUUGCAGAUUCUGGCACUGAGCAGCUUGAAUUUAUCGCCCUUUCCCAGAGGACAGGUGAUCCAAAAUAUCAGCAGAAGGUAGAGAAAGUUAUUACGGAACUUAAUAAGAACUUCCCCGCGGAUGGUUUACUUCCCAUCUAUAUAAAUCCGGAUAAUGGUAAUCCAUCCUACUCCACCACAACAUUUGGUGCCAUGGGAGACAGCUUUUACGAGUAUUUGCUCAAAGUUUGGGUGCAAGGGAACAAAACGUCAGAAGUGAAACUCUAUAGAGAAAUGUGGGAGAAAUCAAUGAAAGGUUUAUUAAGCUUGAUCAAGAAAUCAACACCUUCAUCAUUUACAUAUAUACAAGAGAAGAAUGGAAAUAGUUAUAAUGACAAGAUGGAUGAAUUGGCAUGCUUUGCUCCUGGUAUGAUAGCUUUAGGAGCAUCAGGUUAUGGUCCUGAAGAAGAAAAAAAGUUUCUUACACUCGCUGAAGAGCUUGCCUGGACUUGUUAUAACUUUUACCAAUCGACACCAACUAAACUCGCCGGAGAGAAUUAUUACUUCAGUGCAGGACAGGACAUGAGUGUUGGAACAUCCUGGAACAUCCUAAGACCAGAAACUGUUGAAUCUCUGUUUUACCUCUGGCGGUUAACUGGCAACAAGACAUAUCAAGAGUGGGGAUGGAAUAUAUUUCAAGCAUUUGAGAAGAACUCUCGUAUAGAAUCUGGAUACGUUGGCUUGAAGGAUGUCAAUACAGGUGCUAAAGACAACAAGAUGCAAAGCUUCUUCUUAGCUGAGACUCUCAAGUAUCUAUACCUUCUCUUUUCGCCUUCAUCGGUUAUUUCAUUAGACGAAUGGGUUUUCAACACAGAAGCUCAUCCACUUAAGAUCGUGGCACGGAAUAAUGAUCAGAGCAAGCCAACUAUCACAUUACGCCAGAGGAAGUUUGGUGGGAUUAUUAAGGGUUAGUAGACAGUUUACUGCUCAAAUGGAAUUUGAUAUUAUAUAAUAACAACAAAGUUCGAGGCACAUUGUUGUAUUAGUUUGGAUAACAGAUAAAGAACAGAUGGACAGCUUUUUUUGCCACAGCAAUUAGUAGAA
Messenger RNA from Raphanus sativus (radish), 2035 nucleotides. Its product is annotated as mannosyl-oligosaccharide 1,2-alpha-mannosidase MNS1. The transcript is spliced from 14 exons. Bases 218 to 1903 code for a protein of 561 amino acids. Gene Ontology annotation, molecular function: mannosyl-oligosaccharide 1,2-alpha-mannosidase activity; calcium ion binding. NCBI's taxonomy places the organism in Eukaryota, Viridiplantae, Streptophyta, Magnoliopsida, Brassicales, Brassicaceae. Gene Ontology annotation, cellular component: endoplasmic reticulum; Golgi membrane. Gene Ontology annotation, biological process: N-glycan processing; carbohydrate metabolic process. The record is from RefSeq and is a predicted model, not a curated record.